This is a messenger RNA of Ipomoea nil (Japanese morning glory), 965 nucleotides long. Its product is annotated as glutathione S-transferase U17-like. Gene Ontology annotation, molecular function: glutathione transferase activity. Lineage: Eukaryota; Viridiplantae; Streptophyta; Magnoliopsida; Solanales; Convolvulaceae. Gene Ontology annotation, biological process: glutathione metabolic process. Gene Ontology annotation, cellular component: cytoplasm. The record is from RefSeq and is a predicted model, not a curated record. The transcript is spliced from 2 exons. The coding region runs from base 84 to 770 and encodes 228 amino acids.
GAACUCCACAAUAUAUACACCUUCAAGACUCAAUUGAAGCGCGGAAAAUUUUUAGCCCUUGGUUUGCUUCAUUCUGAUCAGCCAUGGCGUCAGAGAGUGUGAAACUCUUGGGUGCAUGGGCGAGCCCUGUUGUGCUCCGCGCGCGCAUCGCCUUCAACAUCAAGUCUAUAGCUUACGAGUUCCUGGAGGAGAAUUUUGCAGCCAAGAGCGACCUUCUACUCAAAUCUAAUCCAGUUUACAAGAAAGUCCCUGUUAUCAUUCACAACCAGAACCCCGUUUGCGAGUCCCUCAUAAUCCUCCAGUAUAUUGAUGAGGUCUGGAAUUCCGGUCCGGCAAUCAUGCCUGCCCAUCCUUAUGACCGGGCCAUCCACCGCUUCUGGGCCACUUAUAUUGAUCAUACGUGGUUCCCAAAGCUGCAAACCGUAGCAACUGCUGAGGAUGAGGAAGCCAGAAAGGCAGCCAUAGGUGAGGUGGAAGAAGGGUUGGGGGUAUUGGAGGGUGCCUUCCAAAGUUGCAGCAAAGGGAAGAAAUUCUUUGGCGGAGAGAGAAUAGGGUUCUUGGACAUCGCACUGGGAUGCUUUGUGGCCUGGAUAAGGGUCAUCGAGACAUUUAACAGCAUUAAGUUUCUGGACGAAGCUAAGGUUCCUGGUUUGGCGAAUUGGGCAGAAGAUUUCUGCGGUGAUGAUGCGGUGAAGGAUGUGAUGCCUUCAACUGAGAAACUAGCGGAGUUUUCAAAGGCGUUCUUCACCCAUAUCAAACCCCAAUCUUAAUUGAUUGCUUGAGAAUUGAGAUGUAUGUAGUCUGAUAUUCUGUUGCUCAUCUUGUGAGUUCAACCAUGUAUCUUCAAAUUUCCUAUGUAGUGUGAUGAUAUUGUUGUUAUCAUUCCAAAUGAAUGGUCACAAGAUCAAAUCGGAUAGUGUGACCAAUGAUUCUUUGGGAAGCACUCCCAGGUUUGAAGGGAACAA